AUGGUAGUAUCAGUACAUAUGUACACUAUAAACUGUUUACUUAGAAAAUUAUAUUUAUCAAAUACCGAGUAUAACUAUAAACAAUUGAUGUACAUAAGUACAUAUGACCAAAGUCAAGUGACAUUUGAAGACAAAUGGCCAUGUAUGCGACCAAUUAUUUUAAAACUAAUCAAACAGGAACCUGUAACUCAAGCAGAAUGGCAAGAUUUGUUUUACUCUGUUCAUUUAGUAUGUGUAUGGGAUGAAAAAGGUCCUCCUAAGUUAAGAGAUGCCUUAAAAGAGGAUAUAAUGGACUUUAUUAAACAAGCUCAACAGAGGGUCUUAGCACAUCAGGAAGAGCAAGCUUUGUUAAAAGCAUACAUAACUGAAUGGAGAAAGUUCUUUGCUCAGUGCAAUUAUUUACCGACACCAUUUAGACAGUUAGAAACAUCUCUUGCUGGGAAAACAACUUCCAGUGUUCAGAAAAAGAAUCAACCUGAUGAUAUUGUCAGAAAAUUAAUGUUGGAUAGUUGGAAUCAAAGUAUAUUUGGGGAAAUUAAACAAAGACUUCAAGAUUCGGCUAUGAGGCUUGUUCGUGCUGAAAGAAAUGGAGAAGCAUUUGAUUCACAGCUUGUUAUUGGUGUUAGAGAAUCUUAUGUAAAUUUAUGUUCAAAUACGACGGAUAAGCUUCAAAUCUAUAGAGAAAAUUUUGAAGCAGCAUACAUAGAAGCAACAGAAGCAUUCUAUUGGGUUAAAGCACCAGAACAAUUAUCAUUACAUGGAGUAGAGAAUUAUAUGCGUUAUGCAGAUGCAAAGUUAAGGGAAGAGGAGCUUCGUGCACAAAAAUAUUUAGAACCAAACAGUGCUAGUGUACAGCUUUUAACUGAUUGUUGCGUUCGCGUGCUAGUAGCUACUUUUAAACCAGCUAUAUUAGCAGAAUGUCCAAGAAUGAUUCAACAUUGUCAAACAGACAAACUUAGGCUAAUGCUGAAACUAAUGGAUAGAGUACCAGAAGGAGUCGGUCCUAUGUUAAGAAAUUUAGAAGAACAUAUAGCAAGUGCAGGUUUGGCAGACAUGAUGUCAGUUGUAGAUGUCAUCACUCAAGAUUCCGAAAAAUAUGUUGAAAGACUAUUAGAUCUUUUUCGUCGAUUUUCCAUUCUUGUGAAAGAAGCGUUUGACGACGAUCCCCGAUUUCUAACCGCUCGAGACAAAGCUUACAAACUAGUUGUAAAUGAUGCAACAGUAUUUAGGCUAGAAUUACCUGCUCGACAAAGUGCCGGUAUCGGUACAACGAUUUUGAAUAAUAAACCUAACAACAACAAUAAUGGACAGCCUGAAUCAAAAUGUCCCGAACUUCUUGCUAACUACUGUGAUAUGUUACUUAGGAAAACACCUCUCAGUAAAAAAUUAACUUCUGAUGAAAUUGAAAGUAAAUUAAAGGAUGUAUUAUUAGUAUUAAAAUACGUUCAAAAUAAGGAUGUAUUUAUGCGCUAUCAUAAAGCUCAUUUAACAAGGCGCUUAAUAUUAGAUACAUCUGCGGAUUCUGAAAAAGAAGAGAAUAUGGUAGAAUGGCUCCGCGAAGUAGGAAUGCCAGCUGAUUAUGUUAAUAAACUAGCUCGAAUGUUUCAAGAUAUUAAAGUAUCACAAGAUCUUAAUCAACAAUUUAAGGAACAGUGUAGAGCUGCUAUUGCAGAUAGCAUAAAUAUUAAGAUAUUAAAUGCUGGUGCAUGGGCUAGAGGUAGUGAACGCGUCACUGUAAGUUUGCCACUACAGUUAGAAGAUUAUAUUCCUGAAGUAGAAGAAUUUUAUAGAAAAAAACAUAGUGGAAGGAAAUUACAGUGGUAUCAUCAUAUGUCAAAUGGCACGAUAACAUUUUCCAACCAAGUGGGACGCUUCGAUGUGGACGUAACAACUUUUCAAAUGGCAGUUUUGUUUGCUUGGAAUCAACGACCGUUUGAGAAGAUAUCAUACGAAAAUUUACGUUUGGCCACUGAACUUCCUGAUCCUGAGCUAAGACGGACUUUAUGGUCUUUGUGUGCCUUUCCGAAACUGAAGCGUCAACUGCUCUUAGUAGAACCGCAUGCACAUAGUCCCAAAGAUUUUGCAAAUGAUACGAGAUUCUGGGUGAAUCAAGAAUUCGCUAUCAUAAAAAAUGGAAAAUUACAAAAACGGGGUAAAAUUAAUCUAAUAGGAAGACUUCAGCUGUCAACUGAACGAAGUAAAGAAGAAGAUAACCAAUCUAUUGUACAGCUUAGAAUAUUAAGGGUCCAGGAAGCAAUUAUCAAGAUUUUAAAAAUGCGCAAAAAAAUUAACAAUGCUCAGUUGCAAACCGAAUUAAUCGACAUAUUAAAGAAUAUGUUUUUACCAAGUAAAAAGAUGAUAAAGGAACAAAUUGAAUGGCUCAUAGAACAUAAAUACAUACGCAGGCAUGACGACGAUAUUAAUACUUUUGUGUACAUGGCAUAAGUCAAGUUUAUACAUACAUAUACUAUUCAAAUUCUUAUAAUUAAUAUUAUAUUUUUAUAAAAAUUCAGUUCUUGUUUAUGAAAGUGUAUGCUCAAAGAUCCCAAUAUAAUUGAAAAAAUAUUAAUGUUGUUUGCAACAUGUUCGUAAUGAACAUCUUUUAACUAAAAAAUUAAUAAUGAUACACGACAUCAUAUCGUUCAUAAAUUACGAUUAAAUAUAGUACCAUCUCCGAUUAAGGUAAUAUGCGUUGUUAAGUAAACAAAUUACUAUAAUAUUUCGGUGCAUUCAACGACAAAAUUUAUUAUAAACUUUUUUAUAAGAAAGUGUAAAUUAGAAGACAUUUAUGGAGAACUGUAUACAUUUUUAAAAGUUUCCGAUUAGAUAUAUUUGAUGAUAUUAAUAAUUUACGCUUUCAGAAAAUUGUAUUGUUCAUUUUAUAGGUAACCUAAUUUCAUAAACAACAGAUAAUAGAUCAAUGUUUUUCUGAAACCUCUGUGAUUUUAAGGUAAUUAAAUAGUUUUAUGCAAUUAAAGUAAUCAACUUAAAAAAAACUAUAUCAAAUGUUUAAAAAAUUUAUAAAUCCCUUAAAAAUUUCACAUAAUUUUGGGUGAAAAUUCUCAUUUUUAAUAAUCACGUACGUUGUACAUUACACUACGUAAUGUACGUACCCAAUGCAAAUGAUAUAAACAGACGAAUAUGUUUAUUUUCUGUAUGUGUACAUAUUUUUCAAGUGUAGCUAAUUUUCGUUAACUUUGAAUUAUAGAAAGCUUAUAAGCUAAAUGUAAGUUUUCUUGCAUUCUGCAUUCUGUUUUAUACUAAUUAAAAUCACAACUUUUUAAUCUGAAUAAAUGUAUAUUUUUACUUGCAAAGAUUUAGAUUGGAGGAUAAUGUAAUGGAAGGGUAUAUCAAAUGGCCUAUAACAUGUAAAUGUAUGAUUAAAAAAACUCAUAUUCAUUUUAUUAAAUUAAUAAAACAAUGUUAUAAUCUCUGUACUGAAAAAAAUUUCAUACAAUUACGUCAUGAAUCAUAAAAUCGUGACUUAAUAUUAUUAAUACCGUAUAUGUGUAUAAAGCUUUUAUAUUAUUUCAAUAAGCUAAUAAUAAGUGUAAAAGCGAACAAUUUCUGAAUUAAAAAAGAACUUUUUAUA
This is a messenger RNA of Osmia bicornis bicornis, 3592 nucleotides long. RefSeq names its product cullin-5 (gene Cul5). The transcript has 11 exons. Gene Ontology annotation, molecular function: ubiquitin protein ligase binding. The coding region runs from base 1 to 2445 and encodes 814 amino acids. The record is from RefSeq and is a predicted model, not a curated record. Gene Ontology annotation, biological process: protein ubiquitination; SCF-dependent proteasomal ubiquitin-dependent protein catabolic process. Gene Ontology annotation, cellular component: SCF ubiquitin ligase complex; Cul5-RING ubiquitin ligase complex. NCBI's taxonomy places the organism in Eukaryota, Metazoa, Arthropoda, Insecta, Hymenoptera, Megachilidae.